AUGCCGCGUCCGCCGCGCUGGAGGCAUCCACAGGACCGCAUAUUUCACGACGCCGUGGACUGGUGGCGCGACGUCAACGAGUCGCCGUUGUGGCAGGACCGCAUAUUUCACGCGCUCGCCGUGCUCUACGGUAUCAUCUCGGUCGUCGCGCUGGUCAAAUUAAUCAGAAUCGAGUGCAGGGUGCCAGAGUAUGGAUGGACAACGCAGAAGGUGUUCCAUUUUCUAAACUUCCUUGUGAAUGGCGUGUGGUAUGACGUUUUUGUGCUGCGGCGAAAUGUGCAACUUGUAGAGCCUGAGAUAAUACAACAUGUGCUUCUGGAUAUGCCCGGGCUUGCAUUCUUCACGACAUAUGCACUUUUAGUGCUCUUCUGGGCUGAGAUUUAUUAUCAGGCACGUGCCAUGUCGACUGAUGGGCUUAGACCAACUUUCUAUUGGAUCAACGGUGUGGUCUAUGCAAUUCAGGUGAUAAACGUGUUGUGGUACAAGAUGGGGUUUUGUCCCAAUGGUCCUAAUUACUGGCGUCCACAUGUGCACCAUGUUCUGCCUCCCAGGAUCUCGGUCGCGAUAUUCCAGCGACUCCCCAUCCCCGCCGCCGCCAUCAUCGCCCCCAAGCUCGCGCUCUGCUCUUCUCCGUGGGGAUUUUGUAUGAUACUAAAAAAUAGUGCUCAUGAGGAAGAGCUAACUUCCCAAGUGAAAGGGUGGAUACGCUCAUGGGACAACGAAACAAUUAAUGUUUUAGAUGUCCUUUUCAACUUCCCUGACAUAUCAAUGGAAUUGGUUGAAGGUAAUGUAUGA
Zea mays is the source of this 795-nucleotide messenger RNA. Its product is annotated as tobamovirus multiplication protein 3-like. The coding region runs from base 1 to 795 and encodes 264 amino acids. The record is from RefSeq and is a predicted model, not a curated record. The transcript is spliced from 10 exons. NCBI's taxonomy places the organism in Eukaryota, Viridiplantae, Streptophyta, Magnoliopsida, Poales, Poaceae.